Hipposideros armiger (great roundleaf bat) is the source of this 4964-nucleotide messenger RNA. RefSeq names its product SUMO specific peptidase 7 (gene SENP7). The coding region runs from base 105 to 3284 and encodes 1059 amino acids. The record is from RefSeq and is a predicted model, not a curated record. The transcript is spliced from 24 exons. Gene Ontology annotation, cellular component: cytoplasm; nucleus. NCBI's taxonomy places the organism in Eukaryota, Metazoa, Chordata, Mammalia, Chiroptera, Hipposideridae. Gene Ontology annotation, molecular function: SUMO-specific endopeptidase activity. Gene Ontology annotation, biological process: proteolysis; protein desumoylation.
UCGUACUUUCCUAGCUUUUUUUCUCUCCCCUCCCCCUCCCUUCCCCAGCCUAAGGGGUCUUGAGGUGACAGCGACAGCAACUACGACUCCUGCAGGAGGAGAAGAUGGACAAGGGGAAGGCCGGGCGACGCCGAUCUUCAUCCGAAAUUGUUACAGAAGGAAAAAGGAAAAAGCCUUCAUCUUCCGAGUUACAUGAGAUAACAAAGAUGUUUAAUGCAAAACCACAGGACAUUUGUGUUAAAUCACCGCUGUCCAAACUCAGCUCAGAACGGUGGGAUCUCCCUUUGCAGGGGUGGGAAAGAAGCCUAAGAAACAAGGUCCUUUCUCUAGACCAUAAAAGUAAAAAAGGUGUUCGUGGUCAUCCUGUCACUUCUAAGACAUCACCAGAAAGGCAACUCAAAGUUAUGUUGACGAAUGUCCUAUGGACGGAUUUAGGACGAAAAUUCAGAAAGACCCUACCUAGAAACGAUGCUAAUUUAUGUGAUGCCAACAAGGUGCAAUCAGACUCAUUGCCUUCGACAUCUGUUGACAGCCUAGAGACAUGUCAAAAAUUAGAACCUCUUCACCAAAGCCUUAAUUUAUCUGAAAGGAUACCCAGAGUUAUAUUGACGAAUGUCCUGGGAACGGAGUUAGGAAGAAAAUACAUAAAGACUUCUCCUGUAACUGAGGCCAGUUUGGGUGAUACAGACAACUUGCAAUCAGAGCAGCUUUCUUCAUCAUCUGAUGGCAGCCUAGAAUCUUGUCAAAAUCUAAAUCCUCACAAGAGCUCCUUUUUAUCUAAAAGGGCUUCACAACAAAGUAAGACAGUAGAUAAUAAUUAUGCAAAACAGGCUGCACAUACCAAAGAAAAGAGAAGAGAUGAUGAUGUCAUUUCUCUUGUAGUGUCUGAUACUCAACCUAAAGAGCUCAAUAGUGGAAGUAGAGGUUGUGAGCAUCUUGAAGAAGGGAGCAGAAAGAAGGAUGAUACAUAUUCUCAUUCAAAAAUGGAAUCCACUCUGAUUUCCAGGAAGAGAAAAAAAAGGCUUAGAAGUAAUUUACGUGAUUCUCAUAAUUGUACUUCUUUAUAUAAGUCAGCAGAACAGACAAAAGAACAAGAAAAUGACUCAACAGUGUCCACUGAAUUUGAAAAGUCAAGUGAAAACCAUUAUCAAGAUCCAAAACUGCUUGAAGAAAUUACACCUGUACCUGUAGAAACUGAUUUUAAUAAGUUAUCCUCACUUAAUAGUCAGGAGUCGGCUUUGAGCGCUGCUCUCAAAAGCGUCCCUGACUGUUCAAUCACUGAAACUUUUGAGAGCUCGCUUUCCACUGAUACUGCAGGGAAUUCUACCCUGGUUGAAAAAGAGGAGAGUGACUUGAACACAAUAGAAAAAUCGGUUUUAAGUGAACACAGUGAAGGGAACCAAUCACUGAUAUCUGCUGAACCAAUUGUUGUUUCCAGUGAUGAAGAAGGACCAAUUGAACAUAAAAGUUCAGAGAGUCUUAAAUUACAACCUAAGGAAGACGAUGCUAUCACUAAUGAAAAUGAGAGUACUUCUAAAUCAGCAUUGUCAGAAUUACCACUGAUUACAUGCCAAUCAGCACAGGCUUCAUCUGAAUUAUGUCCAUAUAAUCCUGUCAUGGAAAACAUUUCCCGUGUUACAUCUAGUAAUGAGACAGAUCGACAACUGGAUUUUAUAUUUACUUCUGUUUAUAUUGGCAAAAUAAAAGGAGCUUCUAAGGGUUGUGUUACAUUCACGCCAAAGUAUGUUAAGAUCCCAUUUCAAGUGUCCCUGAAUGAGGUUUCAUUGCUAGUGGAUACCACAUAUUUAAAGAGGUUUGGGUUAUGGAAAAGUAAGGAUGAUGAUCACAGUAAAAGGAGCCAUGCUAUCCUCUUCCUCUGGGUCUCUUCACAUUAUCUUCAGGAGAUUCAGACCCAAUUAGAAAACUCUGUAUUAAGCCAGCAAUCAAAAUCCAGUGAAUUCAUUUUCCUUGAGCUACACAAUCCUGUUUCACAAACGGAAGAAAUGAAAUUGAAACACAUCAUGACAGAAAUAAGUAAAACCGAUGAAGAAUCAGAGCUUUCUUAUCCAUUGUCUUGGGUUCAGGCACUUCCUCUAUUUCAGGACCUCUCUUCAAAAGAAAGUUCUUUUAUUCAGUACUAUUGUGCUUCAACUUGUUCUUUCCCUGCUGCUGCUGCUGAAGAAAUGAAGAUGAAAUCAGUAUCUCAGCCCUCGAAUACAGAUACCGCCAAGCCUACUUACACCUUCCUGCAUAAGCAAAGUAGUGGCUGCUACUCACUUUCUAUUACAUCUAAUCCAGAUGAAGAAUGGCGGGAAGUCAGGCACACUGGACCUGUUCAGAAGUAUGUACUGUGUCAUAUCCUAUUCGUAAGGUUGAUUGUAUAUCCUCCACCACCUACUAAAGGGGGAUUAGGAGUAACUAAUGAAGAUCUGGAGUGCUUAGAAGAAGGGGAGUUUCUUAAUGAUGUAAUUAUUGAUUUCUACCUUAAGUAUCUUAUAUUGGAGAAGGCAUCAGAUGAACUUGUUGAACGAAGUCACAUUUUUAGUAGCUUUUUCUAUAAAUGCUUGACAAGAAAGGAAAAUAAUUUAACAGAAGAUAAUCCAAAUCUUUCAAUGGCACAAAGAAGACAUAAAAGAGUAAGAACAUGGACUCGUCACAUAAACAUCUUUAAUAAAGAUUACAUCUUUGUGCCUGUAAAUGAGUCGUCUCACUGGUAUCUUGCAGUCAUUUGUUUUCCAUGGUUAGAAGAAGCUGUGUAUGAGCAUUGCCCACAAACCAUAUGUCAGCAAUCCCAGGCUCAGCAAUCCGAACACGACAACAAGACAAUAGAUAAUGAUCUACAUACAACUUCAGCAGUAUCUUUGGGUACAGUGGAUUCACAAAGUACUGAGACGAAUAUGUCAAUACCAAAGAAAAUGUGUAAAAGGCCAUGCAUUCUCAUACUAGACUCCUUGAAAGCUGCUUCUAUACAAAACACAGUUCAGAAUUUACGAGAGUAUUUAGAGGUAGAGUGGGAAGUCAAACGAAAAACUCAUCGUGAAUUCAACAAAACAAACAUGGUGGACCUGUGCCCUAAAGUUCCUAAACAGGAUAAUAGCAGUGAUUGUGGAGUAUAUUUACUUCAAUAUGUGGAAAGCUUCUUUAAGGACCCUAUUGUUAACUUUGAACUUCCAAUUCAUUUAGAGAAAUGGUUUCCUCGUCAUGUUAUAAAGACCAAACGGGAAGAUAUUCGAGAGCUCAUUUUGAAACUUCAUUUACAGCAACAGAAGGACAGCAGUAGCUAGUUAAUCUGUAUAAACAGGCACAGACGUUCUAUACGAUUAUUGGAAAGCUGCUUACUAGCAUUUGUGUUAGGCAGCUCACAGAGAGGAAAAUAACUUUCAGUAGUUUUAUAAGUCAUUGAGCAUUAUUUAAAAUAUAUAAGGUGUAUUAUUAGAAUUGUUGGGAUCUGAUGGAGCAGAAAUGGGUGUAAUAUACAUAAACUUAUUAGAUAGAAAUUAAAAUUUCAUAAAUAUUUGAUAUUUUUCUGAUUAAAUAUGCUUGGAUUAUGCAAUAGCAUAUGUAAUGUGGGAAUGUUUUUGUAGAUAAUAAAGCUAUGUGAUCUGUACUUCCACAUACCUGGGAGUUGAGGGGGAGUUAGGUUCUCCCUGGUGCCAGCCCCAGUGCUUGUCAAAUUUGUUGACAAGUCACAUUAUAUUGUAAUUCUAUUCUUUGCAGCUCAAGCAUGCAGUAUGAAUACUGUGUAUUUUUUGUUUUUUUAAGAAUUUAGUAUCAAGGCUUCAGAAAAUGCCAUUUACGGCAUCCCUUCUGUAUAGUGCAAAAGAAGACAUAAUGUUAGGAAGAUGACAAAAACUCAAUCUUUCAAAGCGCAGCUUGUUUUUUUCAAUUGCUAAGUGGAACCAUUACUCUGCUGUAUAAUUUGUUUUCAUCUUUUGAUGUCAUAUGUGGGGAUCUGAGAAUUUAGUUCAUUGAUUCAGGGUAAAAUUUGGAACAAAAAAGUUUAGCUGUCCAAAAUAGGUUUUUAAAAAUUAUAUAUGUAGCUCAACUUAGAUUAUUUGAAGUAUAGCUAUCUAUUGACUCCUUCAUUAUCCCAGAAUAUAUGUACACAGUUUAUAUAAGUAUAGAAGGUAAAAUUGGUGUCCUCAUAAUUUUAAUUAAAAAAAUACCCUCAAAGUCUUAUUUAUUGUUAGAACUAAAUAUAUAAUUUUAUAGCUCUGUUACCCAGUAUUCAUUUGCAAAGGCACAUUGAUGUCAUUGCUUUUGUAUUUUUAAAUUGUAGUUUUUAGAGACCUAAAGUCCUCAUGGAACUUGAUUUUUUUAAUUCAAUGUCAGGUAACAGUUCUGAAUUUGUGUGAUAAUUGUGGUAUUAUAUAAAUACUUCACAAACUUCUAAAGUUAUCAGGAAUAUUUUGAGGGACAAUUACAAUGUAUUUUGUCAAAUAAGAAAAAUGUUUUUUAUGAAUAUCAUUUUAAUCUUGUGUUGUAAGCUUUUCUUGGAUUUACAUUGUAACUGUAUAUAAAGCAAUGAAGCAAAGGCAAGGUAAAGCUAAAAAUAGGAACAUUUUAUUUCAAAAUCAUGUGAAUUGAGAUUGCUAGUUAAGCAUCAGUGUUCUUAAACUUUUAUUAAUCUUGACACCAUCUUUAUGUUGUUUUAAAUAUAUUUGUCUUUUGGAGAUUUCCUGUAAAGAUGCUUAUAAUUACAUGUUUCGUUCCCAAUUUGUGUGUGUGUGGGAGGGGACUUUUUAAGGUGACUGUUAAUUAUUUUGUACAUUUAAUUUUGGGAAAGCAAGUAUAUAAUACAUCUUCUUUGUGAUUUCUUAACUUUUUUGUUUGUGUGUUUUUCAAAGAUACCACUCACUGUCCUUUAUCAUGUUUUGAAGAUUGUUUAAAAUUCAUUUUCCUAAAUUCAUGUGGAAGUAAUGUUUUGAGAAUAUCAUUUUAUAUUAAACAUGUUUCCAAUUCAU